UUUUGGGAGGUGUUGGGUGUAGGUUCCAGUCAUUUCGAUGACGUUGGUGUGAAUCCCACCACACAAGAAGGUGUUUCUUUUGAGAGCAGUUUGUGGCUCAGUGGGUUUGAGUCUGUGUCUGUGAUCGGAAGGUAGCCAAUAGUGAUUUUGGUGAUUUGACUGUUGUGUCCUUGAGUGAGGCCCUUUACCUUUGAUCCCCCCACGUAAUUCCACUUUGUUUUGAGGUCACUCUCAAGUUAAGAGUAAAAUCAGUGCUGCGUUUCAGGUUCAGUCUCAAACACGUGUUUGUUUGUGUGGCUUCUGCAGCUGCCUUUGCAUGAGAGAGAGAUAGACAGACCGACAGACACUUUUGGAGAGAGAAUGUUGCUGUGUUUGGUGUUUUGUGCAGCAGUUACUGCACGGCUAACCCUGAAGUCAUCCUUCGUAGGAGAUGUCUGCUCUGGUCAAGGAGUGAAAGGAACUUAUUUGCUCGGGGUGAUAGAGGUUGCAUGUUGAGCCUGUUCCUCAGGUGGGAUGGGGAGUGAAGAGAGGCCAUUGCUUAGCAGGGUCUCUUGUUUGGGGGUUUAGACCUUAUGGUGUGAACUGUACAUAAUAUUUCACCUCGCCAACCCAGUUUCUACUCCGAUUUGACGGAUUCUCGAGUCACGGUUAUUGUAUGUUGGAAAAAGUCUCGGGGCUGGGAAAUGUCAUAGACAGAUGGAGUGGAAGCUGCAGAGUGUGAGGUUACAAGAACGUCUGUCAGACGUUACAGCUCUGGGAUGGGUGGUGUCAGUAAUCAGCGGCGGCUUCCCCAUCCAAGGCCUGAGGAACGGCUGGAGACCACAGGCUUGUGUCAGCCAUGACGUCCCCUUCCCGCUGCCUUCCACACACGUAAAUCUGUACGCUGAACUCAAUGACAGGGUUUGAGGAGCUGGAAGCAGAAAUGAAACUCUGUCACUCUGAGAAGACACUUGAAAGGGUGUGGGACUGAAUCGCCAUGGUGAUGAUAAGAUCCAGUAUGCCCCAAGAAGGAUGGAACCCCUGGAGAUAUUGAGACACCACCCACCAGUUGCUCUCCCUCCCCUGCCCCGAGCGCCCCGGGUUCCACAGCCCCCCAGGAAGUGCCCGUAGCUGGCAGCGAUGCCUGGAUGGAGGGCCCAGGGGCGCCUCGUCCUACUUAACUCGCUCACCUGCGGGCUGGAGAUCUGCGUGGCGGCCGGAAUCACGUAUGUGCCCCCCCUCCUGCUGGAGGCGGGGGUGGAGGAGCAGUACAUGACCAUGGUCCUCGGUAUCGGGCCGGUGCUGGGCCUCCUCUUCAUCCCGCUGAUCGGCUCAGCCAGCGACCGCUGUGUCAGUAGCUACGGCCGGCGUCGCCCCUUCAUCUGGCUGCUCUCGCUGGGCGUGCUGCUGUCUCUCCUUAUCAUCCCACAUGCCGAUGUGCUGGCCACCCGCCUGGGCCGUGGAGGGCGCCCCCUGCAGGUGGGCCUGCUCAUCCUCGGCGUGGGCCUGCUGGAUUUCUGUGGCCAGGUGUGCUUCACGCCGCUGGAGGCACUGCUCUCGGACCUGUACGGUGAGGAGGAGGCGUGUGGCCAGGCCUUCGCCAUGUUCUCCUUCAUGGUCAGCCUGGGGGGCUGCGUGGGAUACCUGCUGCCAGUCCUGGACUGGAGUGGAGGGCUGCUAUCCACUUACCUGGGGGGCCAGGAAGAAAGCCUCUUUGCUGUGCUCAUCCUCAUCUUCGUGGCCAGCGUCCUGAUCACCAUGAAGGUGUCCAUGGAGGAGCCACCGUGCAGUAUGACCAUGGAGCCACGCCCCCUGGAGGCUGUCCGUUACACUACACUCCCACGCCCCUGCUGCCCGAUGCCCCGCUGCCAGGCUCGCCUCCGGGGACCUCGCCCACUGCUGUGCCUGCUCCAUGCCUGCUGGUCCGUGACCCCCGCUCUGUACCGCAGCUACUGCCACGUGCCGCAGGUUAUGCGCCGACUGUGCGCGGCGCAGCUCUGCAGUUGGAUGGCCGUCAUGUCCUUCGUCCUCUUCUACACGGACUUUGUGGGAGAGGGGCUCUACGAGGGUGUGCCCAGCGCAGCCCCUGGGACGGCGUCCAGGCAGCGCUACGAUGAAGGGAUCCGUAUGGGCAGCCUGGGCCUCUUCCUGCAGUGCGCCACCUCCACCGUCUUCUCGCUGGCCAUGAGCCGGCUGGUGCGCCGCUUCGGAAUGCGCCGCGUCUACCUGGGCAGCAUGGCGAGCUUCACGGCCUCCGCCCUGGUCGUCUGCCUGUCCAAGAGCGUGGCGCUGGUCACCGCCAUGUCUGCGCUCACCGGCUUCGCCUACGCCACGCUGCAGACGCUGCCCUACACACUCACCUGCCACUACCACAAGGAAGAGGAGGUUUUCAUGCCAAAAAAACAACCGAAAUGUAGUAAAAGAAAUGGAAGCCUGGCCUCACAUGAGGUGGGGUGUUUGACUGCAGAGAGCGCCAAUGGAGAGCUGAGCCGCGUGCUCUGCAACGCCAAUGGGGCCGCAUUCUUCGUGGGGGAUGCCACUGGACACUCCGGGCCCCUGAACGGCCCUGCGGCGGCCCCGGCUCCCCCCCCAGCGGAGGAUCAUGGGAAACGCGGAGUGGGUCUGGACUUCGCCAUGCUGGACAGCACCUUCCUCCUUUCGCAGGUCUUCCCCACGCUCUUCAUGGGCAUGAUCGUCCAGCUGACGGAGUCCGUCACCACCUACAUGGCCUCGUCCGCCAUCUUCGGCUCCAUCGCCAUCUACCUGGUGGGCCACAUCGUGUUCGAGCAGAAGGACCUCAGGAACUGAGAGGAGGCCAAGGGGGAAUAGAAGUAUGUCUGCUCUUUACUUGGCCAUUGCUCUUUCAACAUAAGGGUCACAUGCUGUCACUGUUGCCAUGGAGACUCAGUCCUCCCAUAGAUAUUUAUUUUUUUUAUAUUUCAAAGUUCUGUAUGGGUGUUUCUUUGAGUUGCAACCCUGUAACACUCACUCACCUCCUCCCUGCUGUUUUUAACGUAACCCACCCCUCCCUCUUUACCCGGUGUACCCCACACGCCAGAAAUAGUCCACUUUAAAGACCCAAAAACUGUAGGAAGACCCCAAAACAACAUGGUUAUCAUCCAUUCUGCCAGUGGCAGGCUAUAAUUCAGUGCUUAACGA
This is a messenger RNA of Brienomyrus brachyistius, 3138 nucleotides long. RefSeq names its product solute carrier family 45 member 3. Gene Ontology annotation, cellular component: membrane. Gene Ontology annotation, molecular function: sucrose:proton symporter activity. The coding region runs from base 1120 to 2787 and encodes 555 amino acids. The record is from RefSeq and is a predicted model, not a curated record. NCBI's taxonomy places the organism in Eukaryota, Metazoa, Chordata, Actinopteri, Osteoglossiformes, Mormyridae. The transcript is spliced from 5 exons. Gene Ontology annotation, biological process: transmembrane transport.